Molecule: messenger RNA, 2345 nt
Organism: Brachypodium distachyon (stiff brome)
Lineage: Eukaryota; Viridiplantae; Streptophyta; Magnoliopsida; Poales; Poaceae
Product: UBP1-associated protein 2B
Exons: 2
Coding region: 88-1620 (510 amino acids)
Molecular function (GO): RNA binding
Source: RefSeq, a predicted model, not a curated record
AAUCCUCUCGGCAGCGACUGCGUGCCUGGAAAUCCCAAUCUCCCCAUCUCCCCGUUCCUGCGCCUAAAACCCUAGCUCCCUCCCCCCAUGGCGCCGAAGCGGAAGGCAGAUCCGGCCGAGUCCGCCGCCGAUCCUGCCGUCGCCAAGCACCUGAAGGAGCUCUCAUCCUCCGAGCUCAAGCCCCGCGGCACCAUCUACUUCCCCAUCAACGACGACACCCCGGAGCCCACCGCUGAGGCCGCCGCCGAGGAGGAGGACGGCGCCGACGGGGAUGACGAGGAGGACAUCACCAAGCUGCUCGAGCCGCUGUCGAGGGAGCAGCUCGUGGCGCUGCUCCGCGUGGCCGCCGAGACGAGCCCCGCGACCAUGGCGGCCGUGCGGCGCGCGGCGGAGACGGACCCCGCGAGUAGGAAGCUCUUCGUGCACGGCCUCGGCUGGGGCGCCGGCGCCGAGGACCUCCGCUCCGCGUUCUCCCGCUUCGGCGACCUAGAGGACUGCCGCGUCAUAUCAGAUAAGCAAUCUGGUAAAUCCAAGGGCUACGGCUUCGUCCUAUUCCGUUCCCGCACCGCAGCACUUCGCGCCCUCCGCCGCCCCCAGCUCCAGAUCGGCGGCCGUAUUGCCUUUUGCCACCUCGCUGCCUCUGGUCCUGCGCCCCCAUCCUCCCAGUCCCAGUCCCAGAACCCUAGCUCCAACAACAACGCCAACUCCAACCCCGGUGCUACCAAUACCGCUCCUGCUACAUCGUCCUCGCAACCCGACAACAUGCCGCGCAAAAUCUUUGUUGGUAACGUGCACGCUGAUGUUGAUGUUGACCGCCUCUACGAGUACUUUUCGCAGUUUGGUGAGAUUGAGGAGGGGCCAUUAGGUUUUGACAAGAGCACUGGUAAACCUAAGGGGUUUGCGCUGUUUGUUUACAAGUCUGUGGAGAGUGCCCGGCGUGCCCUGGAGGAGCCCAUGAGGAAUUUUGAUGGCAAGAUGCUCAAUAUUCAGAAGGCUAUAGAUGGGAGGACGAAGGGCACACCUGGGAUGAACACCAGUGCUGCUAACCCUAAUGCCACCACGGCUUCUGCACAGAUGGCCGUACCUUCUAUUGCUGCCAUUACUCCAUAUGAUACAUCAGCAUAUGGUGCUACUGCUGUUCAUGACAUGGGGUUCGCUCAGCAAGCUGCCAUGAUGGGAAUGGGUGCGCAGCAACAGGCGUUUGCGCAGCCAAAUACUGCAAUGCUCGCCAUGAUGGCAGCAGCGAUCCAGAACCCAGCUAUGCUCGCAUCACUAAAUCCAGCUUUUGCUGCUGCCGCGUUGGGCGCUGGGGGCCAACACACAGCUGGCAUUCCUGGUUUUGGAGCUCAAGGUUUUGGGACACAGGGGUUUGCAGCUGGUGGUGUCAAUUUUCCAAAUGCAGCAGGUAUUCAGGGAGCUGCAGCAUAUCAAGGAGCUCCUGGUUUUCAGGGGGCACCUGGGUUCCAGACUUCUGCUGGGUUUCAGGUUGGCCAAGCAGCUUCCCAGACAGGUACUACUGCAGCAGCCGCUGCUGGUGCUGGUUAUCAGGCUGGAGCUGCUGGGCAGGGUCAAGUGCCAAGUUCCCAGAUUGGUGGUACUGGUUUCCAGGGUGGCUAUUGACAGCUCUAGGCUGUCCUGCGUGCAUCCCUGGAGCGAGUACGCGGGUAUUUGUCACGAAACAGGUGGGUGUACAUCCAUAUCGUGUUUCUCAUCUAUUGGGCCGUGUCCUCGCCUUUUUCGGUGCUCAGUGCUCACCUACUCGAGCCGCUGGUAUUCAAAGUUUCUCCGCCCAUCAUAAUUUUUUUCUUCUCUCUCUACUUGCUACGUGCAGCAGCGUGUAGCAGAAGGCCGAGGAGAGGACACGUCACGUGCAAGCAGCCGAUGACGUGGUCCCAGCCAGCCAUGAGGCACUCGGGUAUCAGGACUUGACUUCUGGGGUCCGCCGCCCUCUUCGGGUGACGACGACCGGAACGCGUGCGGUGGGGAUGUGACGUGGGUUCCCUGCCCGACGCCAGCCGUUUGAUCAUCCUUCAGUUUCUCUCGACUCACGGCCCAGACCCCGAGAAAGCACAAAAUCUCCCUUCGAUCCCCGGAAAUAGCCGAGAAUUUACCUAUCUGCCCUCCACCCGUCGCUGCCCACGCCAGUCCUGCGCCCACCACCUGCCCUGCCCGUGUCGCAGCCUCCUCUUGCCCGUUCUGCCCCCGCUCCCUAUCCCUCACUUGCUCUCUGCUCUCCUCUUGCCUCUCCAAUGGAGUCGUCGGCAUAGUUGUCUGUCCGCUGAGCCCUCAAAUCUUCCUGAAACCCACAGAUCUGCGUCUCCUAGUUUCGGCUUCCUCAGGACAAG